AUGGAAGACUCAAACAGAACUUCUCCAGACAAAUUCAUCCUUCUUGGGUUAUCUAAUGUCCCUUACCUCCAGAUUAUCUGCUUCCUUGUGUUUUUAUUUAUGUAUAUUAUCACGUUGUCAGGAAACUUUUUGCUGAUCCUUGUAGUGAGGAUCAACCCACAACUACACAGUCCCAUGUACUUUUUCCUUAAUAACCUCUCCAUUAUUGACAUAUGUUUCUCCUCUUCCAUAGUACCUGUAAUCCUAAUAAAUACCCUAGCUAAGGAAAAGAGUAUUUCACUAUUAGGAUGUGCAGCCCAGAUGUUCAUCUCUUUAACAUUAGGGGCAACAGAAUGUAUAAUACUGGCCGUCAUGGCCUAUGAUAGGUUUGCUGCCAUCUGUAAGCCGUUGCACUACAACAACAUCAUGAACACGAAAAUGUGUGUUUGUUUAGCUGCCGGGUCAUGGAGUGUGGGCUUCAUCAACUCCAUCAUUCAUGUGGCCCUCACAUUCCAACUGCCAUUCUGCAGGUCCCAUCAUGUCAAUCACUUCUUCUGUGAGGUACCUCCAUUCCUGAGAUUGUCCUGCAGAGAUACUUGGCUCAAUGAGAUAUUAAUGUAUAUCUCAACAGGGAUUAUCACAGUGUUUGCUUUUUUCUUGAUACUAGUUUCCUACAUCCAUAUUAUCUCCUCCAUUAUGAAGAUCCGUUACACCCAAGGGAGGUAUAAAGCUUUCUCCACCUGUGCCUCCCACCUCAAUGUUGUCACCCUCUACUAUGGGGCCAUUAUGUUCAUGUAUCUGCAGCCACGCUCCAGUUACUCUUAUGAAACAGAUAUGAUUGUGUCUAUUCUCUAUACAGCAGUUACUCCAAUGUUGAACCCCUUCAUAUACAGUGUGAGGAAUAAGGAUGUGAAAGACACCAUAAUGAAUCUGAAAAGACGAUGA
This is a messenger RNA of Pseudophryne corroboree (corroboree frog), 924 nucleotides long. RefSeq names its product olfactory receptor 5V1-like. Gene Ontology annotation, cellular component: membrane. Bases 1 to 924 code for a protein of 307 amino acids. The transcript has a single exon. NCBI's taxonomy places the organism in Eukaryota, Metazoa, Chordata, Amphibia, Anura, Myobatrachidae. Gene Ontology annotation, molecular function: G protein-coupled receptor activity; odorant binding; olfactory receptor activity. Gene Ontology annotation, biological process: G protein-coupled receptor signaling pathway. The record is from RefSeq and is a predicted model, not a curated record.